Alternaria ventricosa is the source of this 2532-nucleotide messenger RNA. RefSeq lists its product as uncharacterized. The coding region runs from base 1 to 2532 and encodes 843 amino acids. The record is from RefSeq and is a predicted model, not a curated record. Lineage: Eukaryota; Fungi; Ascomycota; Dothideomycetes; Pleosporales; Pleosporaceae. The transcript has 2 exons.
AUGGGCAAGGAGUUUGCAGUCACGACACUUUCGACCAACACUCAAUCACAUGAUUCGACUGCGCCGCAAGCUUCAUCUCUUUCCCCCGUCACCAGUCUAGAUUGGGUUCAUGAGGUGCACCCCUGGGACACACCCACACCAUUUUCCCUUGUUCCCCCAGAGAUACCUACCUCUCCUCUGGCUCCGGGCUCUACGAAUAGCAAUAGUACCUUGCUUUCACCAAUGACACCGGCAGUCGUCACAUCUAUUGCCUAUGGACAAUCGCCGCCAUUCCCGAACAUCACGUCAGUCGAUAGCAACUCUCCGAUACCUACUGGUGUGUGUACCGGAUGUAUCAUUGCAGCGUAUGGUCCCAUUACCACGUCUUACAAUCCUGGGGAGUUCUACAACCCAUGGACCAGUAUAGUGGUAACCGAGACAAUUGUUACGGAGUAUUCUACCUACUUGCACAACAAUACUGUCGAUACUGUCGUCACCGAGGAGCGGACUGUCAACCAGACAAAAACUCUUACCCUUGAUGAGGGUCAAAUAAUUACACGUUCGACACCAACAUUCACCAUACAGCCAACGCCAGGUGUAUUCUUCCACCUUGAUGCAGGUCCAACCUACGUCAUCUACAACCGGCUGUCUGGUGGAGUAGAUAAAUAUCAAGAGGUAUUCUUGCCUCAGUAUAACAUGACAGCAGCAGAAUGCUCGUCAAACGUCGCACCUUUAACGAGUUGGGCCCCUGCAAGAACGGCAUCCGCAGACUGGAGUUACUUCAUCGCAACCUACACUGGAAAACCUCCUCCAAGCCCAGGAAGGGAUGAGCCCGUGCCUCUACCUUCCAAACUAAUUCAGUAUCUGAAAAAUGACACAGACAUCCAGAGACAAUUUCACGGCGCGGACAUCGCUACGUGUAGUUACAGUAGACCGCCUGAAUCGAAUUUACGUCCACUGCCCUCGGGAAUCGCCGCACCGGCUGCACCACCUCUAUCAUCGCUUCCCAUCUUCCUGUCGCCCUUGACAGGCACGUAUCUUGCGACCAGCUUUGAGUCCACCUCAGUUCACGUCACGGUCCGGGGAUGUUUAAGAUGUGAAGAUACAUCUGUAAAAGAUGCCGUGGACCCUACGGUCUCAGCCAAAAUUGCAGAUGCUACUCCAACAAGCGACAACGAGGACGAUACGCAUAACGACAACUCUCCGUCACCCAGCCAACCUAAUAAACCGGCUGAGAAUGCGGCCAAGCCGACCCAGGGUGGUGGGAAGACUUCACCGAGCAUCCCAGACGCGACCUCGACGAAGAGUGUGACGAUUGGGGGAGUGGUUCUACCCGUCAACACUCCCAGACCGACCCAGACCAACCCCGAUAGACCGAACAACGAUCAUCACGAUCAGAUUCCCCCAGUAAUCAUCAUUGGCACCGUAACAAUUACACAAGGGCAAACGAAGACCAUCAACGGCGUGCCUGUGGUCGUACCUACAAAUGGUGGAGGAACAAGGAUCGUUGUAGAUGGCAGCACGGUUGCUCUCAAUCCGGCAACGACGCAAGGUUUACCUGUGCUCAUUGUGGGUGGGGGGUCCGUUACACCAAACUCAAAUGGAGAGUAUGUCCUCGGAUCCGAGACGUUGAAGCCGGGCGGCCCUCCAAUCACUAUCAACGGGAACACUGUCAGCAUGGCUCCGGACGGCAUUGCGAUCGUCAAUGGUGCCACACAAACUAUCGCAAACCUUCCGGCGCUUAUCGGAGCCCCCGCUUUGACGGUCGGUAGUCAACCCGUCCCAGCAACUGUUGUGGGAGGCUCAACAGUCUUCGUCGUGGGGCCUGGUCAGACGCUUAGUGCAGGAAGCACGCUUGUCGUCGAUGGCACGACUUACAGCAUGCCGGCAGAGGGUCAUGGAUCAACUCUUGUCAUCAACGGACAGACAUCGGUGUUGAACGCUGGACAAUCAGCUAUUACUCUCGAUGGUGGAAGAUCCGUUACUGCGCAAGUCGUCAGCGGCAUGACAGCCUAUGUUCUCGCUCCUGACCAAACACUCACACCUGGUGGCGUCCUCACGAUCUCCGGGACAACAUACUCCAUGCCUACGGGUGCAUCCGGUUCUGUCAUUGUCGUCAACGGCGUCACAUCCACUUUGGCUGCUGGUGCUGAGAUCACAGCCGCACCAGCCUUGACCAUCAAUGGCGUGACGUAUGCACACACUGUCCGAGACGGAACGACCGAAUACGUUCUGAAUGAUGGAACGACGCUCGCCCCUGGGUCAUCUAUAGAAAUCGACGGAACCACGUACUCCCUAGAUGAUCAAGGCACGGCCUUGAUCAUCAAUGGCCGAACUAGCACCAUACCCAAGCUACCCAAGAGCAACAGCGCCAGCACGACGCGUUCAGACUCCGCUUCUACAACCAGAAGUCGCGACGCUGGGGAUUUGAUUGCGAGUGGAAUAGGCGAGACGAGCAAGGGAGUCGGACCAUCCACACACACCGGCGGUUUGGACAAGUGGAUUGAGAGUUUAGUUAUUGGCGCGGCGGGAUGGCUUACGCUGCUACUGUGA